AUGAUCUUUUCUCUAUACCUGCUGCUGCUGUCGGCAGUAUGUGGCAGCAUGGCAGCUUCCCCACAGGUCAUGGAUUGGUCGUCCAAGACAUUCGGCCCAGACGGCCCUUGGCAUGCUGUCAAGUUGACGAUCGGCAGUGAUAAGCAGAAUAUCGCCGUCUAUCCCGGUUCGCGAUUCACAAACACCAUCCUGGCCAAGUCAAUCUGCGACAAUACGACUACCUCCACGACGUGCUACGCAAAUGACGCAGGUUUAUACAAUCCCAAAACAUCGGCAUCGUUGAAAAAUGCGACGGAUAUGCUGCCGUGGUACAGCUAUUGGUUCAAUACGCCGACGGGCCAGAUAUGGAGGAAUGUCGCCGGCGAGAACUAUACACUGUCCACGGGGCGCGUGCUCACGAAUAUCGGCACGACAGUGGUCUACGAUGCAUUCCAGACGUAUCCCAAUGGCAAGAACUAUCCCAUCUCCGUCGGCUCCAUGUCACUGGGACGACCGAGCAAUUAUCAGCAGAAAGGAAACGGCACUCUGUGGUAUAUCAACGGCCAUUUGCAGAAACUGGACGUCAUCUCAUCUUACUCGUACGGAUUGCAUAUCGGAUCGGCGGAGGAGCCGAACAUUCCACCAUCUUUGUAUCUCGGAGGUUUCGACAAGAACCGCGUGUUGGGCGAAGUCAGCAGCCAGCAAUACGUGCCCGCUGGAAGUAAAUACCCCGAGGGAUCGCUCGUGAUUCGACUCCUUGAUAUCGGCAUUGGAGUGGCAUCAGGAGGCUCGCCAUUCGCAUUCACCAGCAAAAAUGGUCUCUGGGCACAGAAUAACUCGGAUGCAACAGAUGUUUAUGUCCACUCGGAAAGACCUUAUAUGUACCUCCCCAAAGCCACCUGCGAUGCCCUCACCUCAGACCUCCCCGUCACCUUCAACGACAGCCUAGGUCUAUACUUCUGGAACACCUCAGACCCGCAAUACAAACGCAUCGUGGCAUCCCCCGCAUACCUCUCCUUCACCUUUGAGAAAAACGCCAACAACCAGCAAAACAUGACCAUCAAAGUCCCCUACUCUCUCAUGAACCUCACCCUCGAAGAGCCUCUAGUGGACAAACCGACUCAAUACUUCCCCUGCUAUCCAGACGAAGAUACCCGACUCCUAGGACGAGCCUUCCUGCAAGCCGCCUUUCUCGGCGUGAACUGGGGCACAGGCACAGGGGACUGGUUCCUCGCGCAGGCACCGGGCCCAGACGUCCUCACCAACCCGUCCGUCACGACCAUCGAAGACAACGAUACCGCCAUCACCGGAUCGGGGAGUUCCUGGGAACAAACGUGGGCUAGCUACUGGACGCCUAUCGGGACGAGCGAGUCCAGUACAAGCACAAGCAGUGGGCUUUCAACCGGUGCAAAGGCGGGUAUUGGUGUUGGAUGUGCCAUUGCGGGUAUCAUUCUCAUCGCGCUCGCGUGGGCAUUUAUCGUCUGGAGAAAACGUGCAGCCGCAAGGAAUAACGUACCGGCUGAAUAUCCACCUGCUUCAACGCAAGAUCCGCCAAAGAUAGCGAAGAAUCCAGUAGAAAUGGAGUCAACGCCUCCGGUGGAGCGAUAUGAGCUGGAUUGA
Molecule: messenger RNA, 1599 nt
Organism: Aspergillus wentii DTO 134E9
Lineage: Eukaryota; Fungi; Ascomycota; Eurotiomycetes; Eurotiales; Aspergillaceae
Exons: 2
Coding region: 1-1599 (532 amino acids)
Source: RefSeq, a predicted model, not a curated record